CGUCACUGUUGGACAUGCGUUACACGUUAGGGUGAAAGGGAACCCGUUUGGAGUACCUGUUGAGAUACAAGCUGGCGUCUAAAAAGUUAUAGCUUCCUCGACUGAAGUCAAUAUUUAACAGUGGAGCGCUUCCCUCCUCGUCCCAGGAUGUUAAGAUUACGUUGGUAACUGCGGACAGAGAUCCAGACCAGGGGUCCAAGAUCACAGGAUGUCGCGCUAUCGAGUGCGCAACUUGUUCAAAUUCAGAACAAAAAGUACCACAGAUUUGUCUGAAUGGAACAAGAAUGAUGAGAAGCUGCUGAAAACGGUGGAGUCCGGUGAUGUCAAGAAGGCGACCAGUAUACUCAACAAGAAAACUCUCAACCCUACCAAACUCGGGCCUAAGGGACACUCAGUCCUACAUAUUGCAUGUGCCGUAGGCAAUGACCAGAUAGUUGAACUCCUGCUGAAGUAUAGUGAUGAUGUCAACGACCUCACGAUACAAGGCAACACAGCUCUCCAGCUUGCAGCAGCCAAGGGACACAGCACAGUGGUGCAGAGACUGCUGCUGGCUGGCGCUGACGUGGACAUGCGAGACAGCAAUGACAUGACAGCCCUCCAUCACACAUGUGCAGGCGUCCAUUUUGAAUGUGUUCAAGUUCUCCUCAAUGGCAACGCCAGUCCCAGAAUUAAAGAGAAGACUGGGAAAACUCCUCUUUUCUUCGCAUCUCAUCGUGGAGAUAUGGCCACGUGUAAAUGGCUGGUGGAUAAGGGAGCUGAAGUUAAUGCUCAGGACAUGCAUCGCAUGACCUCACUGAUGCUGGCAGCCAAGGAGGGCCACGCGGAAGUCUGUCAGUUCCUGCUGAAGAAGGGAGCAAACCCGGACCAUCGAGAUGUGGAGGGCAACAAUGCAUUAGCGUAUGCUCUCAUCAGUGGCCAUAAUGACCUGAAAGAAGUAUUUGCCCGUGCCCCAACUCGAGCAUCAUGGGAUGUACAUGCAAACAAUGUUACCUCCCCUAAUGAACCACCAGGCGGUGCUUCAACAAGUCCUGUUCCGGAACCAGAGCCUGCACCAGUGGCUCCUCAUCAGGUUGACAUUGUAGGCGAGUUUGACGCCAGCGAGUCCCCUGCCAUCCCUCGCCGAGAAGUUCAAACAGACUACGAGACAGACGAUGAAGCUAUAAAGGAUCCAUUGAGGAAGACACAAUCGUUGGACGCAGGACGCCUGUCAGGCGAGCAAGACUCAGUGACUGACGGGAAACCAAUGGCUGAUCAGAAGACGUUACAGGCUUUCAAGGAAUUGGAAGAAGAGCAUGAGCAGCUGAAUGAGGACUACCACAACCUGACUGUUGAGAACAGGAAGCUGUAUGACAAGAUUGACGCACUCAAACACAAGAUGGCUGCCAUCUCACAGCAGGGGCAGACGGAAAUUCCCCAGGAAAUUGAAGAUGAGCUGAACAACUUAAAAAAUAUUCUGCGCAAAGAACAAGAGAAGAACCAAGAACUUGUUGACCUGAACCAGAACCUAUCACUACACAACCGGAGUCUGUCUGAAGAAAAUGAAUCCCUGUCUGUACAGAACAAGUCCUUGUCCGACCAUAAUGCCAGCAGAGGGAGUGAGUCCAGGAUGAGGGAGGGUGAGGCCAUCCCAGGAGACAGUUGGGGAGACAGUGAUGAGGAACUGUUUGACUCGCCAACCCGCAGACGACGUAAUCGCUCAUCUCCAGAUGACAAGCAGAUGUUGGUUUUGCUUCGCUCUCAGAUCUUGACUCUUACACAGGAGAAUGACCAUCUCAAGGAAAAAAUGCAGAGUCUUCCCAAUGGAUACAGAGAGCCUUCACCCUACUUGUUCCAGACAACCAAGUCGGAGCCAGGCGAGAUGAAGCCGGACAAGUCAGUGCAGUUCGAUGAGCUUCAGCAAGCAGUGCUUCGAUUGGAGGCUGAGAAGGCAGACAUGCAGAAAGAGAUUCUAAUGUUCAAGGAGAAGUCUGAGUUUCAACUUCUGAAUGGAGCCGUUAAUCAGGAGGAGCUGAUGGUGGAGAACAAGCGACUCAGCAAGGAGCUUGAAGACAUGCGGGUGAAGGAAGAGGAUGGGAAGCUGGAGCCAAAGGUGGAGCCAGAGUUGGAGCCAGAGUUAAACAGGGCAGACAAGAUUCAGGAUGAUGGAGAUGGAGGAAGUCCUCAACCCAAGGAGAAGGAAGAUGAUCAAAUUGAGGAAAAGGAAAGGUCCUCGGUGAAGGAGGAGGAGGAUCAUUCGAGGAUGGAGGGUUUAGAGAAGCAGAACGAACAGCUUCAGGAUCAGUGUGCAGUGUUGACUGAUGAGUUGGAGAAGCUUCGGGAGACAUUUGAUGCAAUAUUGAAAGCUGGGGAUGAUCUUCAGGCAGACUUUGACCAGCUUCAGACUGACAAGGAGCAGCUGCAGAUGGAGUUUGAGAGGGUGAUACAAGAGAAAGAUGAACUUGUGAAGGAAAAUGAGUUCCUGUUGUCUGAUGGUAAUGCUCUUCACGAGGACCUGAAAAAGCUGGUGCACGAGCUGGAGAAGAUGCAGGAGAAGUACAAGAAGGUUGUGAAGGAGAAGGAGGACCUGGAGAGGAAGACGUGUGCAAUUAAUUUAUCAGGGAAGGUUGGGGAGUUUACUAAGUUGCUGGAAGAGAGAGAUAAGUUGGUGGUGAAGAACGAGGAGCUGGAGGCGACGUCGUCACGGUUGCAGCACGACCAGGAGAUCCUGCUGGAGGAGGUCCAGAGCAUGCAGGAGCAGAUCAAGAUGAUGGAGACGGAGAGAGAUCAGCUUCAAGCUGAGGUGGAGGAAAUUGAGGGAGUGUUACAGCAACACGACAUCCUGCAACAGGACUACAGUCAGCUGGAACAGGACUACACCGAGCUUCUGAAGGACAAGGAGAAGCUUGAGCAGGACCUGAUGGACAGUCAGACAGAGGACCUCAAGAUAGAUGAGGCACCCGAAGACCAUGCUGAGUUGGUGAAGGAGAAUGAUGCCUUGGUAGCUGAGAAGGAACAGCUUCAAAAGACUGUGAGUGAACUGUGUAAGGCAAAUACUACCCUGGAGGAAGACCUGAAGCUUGUGCAUGUGGAACUGAAACAAGUGCAGAUGGAAUUGGAACAGGUUCAGACUGAUCUGGAACAUUCCAAGAAACGCCUUGAGUCUGGUUCUCUCACGAAUGGGGAGACAGGGACAAAGAAAGCAAUUGUGAAGUCUGAGAGUGAUAGCAAACCAGAAAGGUCGCUCAAGAUCAAGUCACUGCAGACGCAGAUUUCCCAUCUGCAGCAACAGUUAGCUGAAUUUGACCGGCAGCAUCAGGAUAUUGUCAGUGUCUACCGAACUCAUCUUAUUAGUGCUGUACAGGGUCACAUGGAUCCCGAUGUGAAACAAGCCUUGCACCAAAUCAUUGAACUACGCAGUAUGGAACAGUUCUGUUGACAGCUGUCAUCAGAGUUGAGACAUCACCGCACCUGUAAUGUGAUAUUGUAUUACACCACACCAAGUGAUUGGUAUCAUAGAUAAUUUAUGGAAAUAGUGUCUGUAUGUGAAAGCCAUUCAAUAUAUUUCAUUUUUAAAGUUUGCGUGACGACAAAUGUUAAAGUGAAGAAUGAAUCUAUUGAACAGAAGACAUGCUGAAGUGAAGUACCGGUAUUGAAUCUAUUGAAUUCUUGUCGGAAAUAAACUUAGCAGUUUGACAUGGAGGGCCAUUGUUAAAACAAAGUGUUAUUAUAUAACCAUUGUUAAACUACAUGAAUGUGUGUUCCAUUCAUUUGAUCAAAGUUUGAAGAAUAUCAGAUAUUUAUAUUAACAAUUGAUGUCCGAUUGUCAGCACUGCUUUUAGUAUUAUGCUCAAGAUUUGAAAUACAAUUUUGGGGUAACAAGAAUAUUUCUCCACAACCGUUCUUACCGUGUUUAAUAGUUUUCCAUUUUCUACUUUGCUCUGUAUCUUAAGGUUAUUUAGAUGUUUAUAGAUUUUAGAUAUUGUUGGUUAGUUUCCUGUUUCUAUCAUUCAGCACUUUUGCAUCAACGUUUUAAGAUGUUUUACACACAAUGUUAAGUUUGAAUCGUGAAAAGGGAACUUUUACAAACAAAAAAGCUACAUUUUUAUUCAUAUGUUUCCUCUGUGUCAAAACGUGUAUUUUUAACCCAAAGCUGCAAUAUAUUAUGUACAUAGGUACUAUGUAGCAAACUAGAAAUGAUCAAGAAUAAAUUACCGUGAAAAUUAGAAUAUUUAUUUUAAUAAUUCCUCUUAAAUAAUGAAGGUAGAACAAUGGCAAUAAUAGAAUUUAUGGAAUUGAUAAUUCCGGUCAUCGAAGUUGGUCCAAAUGAUAAUAGAUUUAUAAAUGAUAACCCUCACAGUGUCUCUUAUACAUGUAGAUUGGGUGCUAGAUAUAUCAUAUUAUUACUUGUGUUUUAUCAAAUUCUGUUGUUUUAUAACUGGUAUCACAUGUGUUUGUUCAACUUGAAUAUACCUCAAACUUUUCUGAGUAUUUUCUGUCACAGGAUGUAACAUAUUCUGUGCUGUUUUGCUAUAGCCUCAUGCCAGUAAAACCUAAGCUUGUAUUAGAAGUGCCUAGUUCAGUCUUUAGACUUAGCACUCAAGUAGCAAGCUGAAAAUAAACACCAUCAGGCAAUGAUGAAUAGUGCUGGAAGACAGAUAAUUGUUUUCAGUAUGAAGAAAAUGGAUUUUGAGUGUAAAUAAAAUGCAUCUAUUAUUUCCCUUAAAACUGGCUUUGCUUCCAUGUAGUGUCUUUGGUAAUUACAAAGAAUUGAGAAUGUUCUUCUUCAGCCUUAUGUUGCAAUAUUGGUCUUGAAGGCAGAGACUCUCUAUAAUACUGUAAUAUGACAUCUGUAACGAGGUGUGUAGGUAGAUAGAUAUUUUCCCAAAUAGAGUGGUUUGGGGCCUGUCUUCCCGUUAUUGUUUACAACUUUGUGUCAACAGCUACCAAUGUUUAAGUGGUUGUAGGGUAGCCAGGUAGCCAGUGCUCCCCUUGACAUGAACCUGAUCCAGGUUUUGUUCCCACAGGAGUUAAGUAUGUACCCUCCAUUGCUAUCACUAGAAUAUGAAGCAAGAAAGCUCAUGUAUCAGAAGUCAGUCACAGUGUGUGUGGAAUAUUGGAGGAUGCAGAUGGAGUAAUCUAUCGGCACUAUUAGAUUCUUGCAUCCUUUGAGAAGGAGCCAUCAUGUCAGUGUUUUGGUGUUCAUGGACACCGGUAAUACACCAAUACCUGUUCACUGAUCUUUCAGCUCCUAUUUGUUGAUGCCUUCAGUAUAGUAUGAUUUAUGGCAAAGCAAACUAAAUGCAUGAACUUGAGAAAAUAUUAUUUUUAAUUUGUUUGUAAUUAAAUAAUGUUUUGCUUGUACGUAUGUUAAAAACUAUGAAGGGAGUCUUUCCCAAAUGUAUGCAGUUAUGUUAUUCGUUUAUAUAUGAUGGGGUAUAACUUUAGUAUCACUUGAAAGUUUUUGUCUCAGAUUUUAACAUUAUACACUGUUUAUCAUUUAUAUGAUGUGUUGUUUAGAAAGAAUUUUUGUAUGAAUUCAAUCAUUUAAACAUUCCAAGUCUCCAUCAUGCCAUCGUUGCAAUGUCCAAAAAUCAAAAGUAUAUAUAUGUCAUGUCAUACUCAUUUGAAAAUAUUGUGUUUACAAAUUUAUGAGAAUAUGUGUCAGAGGGUAGACAGAUGGCAUCAAAAGAUCCAUAGAUGGAUCACAUUUGAACUGAAGAAGAGGACGACUCUGUACAUCAUUGCUAACAGCUUCCAUUGGUUUGUACAUGCACUACAGCAAGGCCAUGCAAGGUUCCUUCCCAUGUAGUGCAUUUUAUACCAUCAACGUUGUAUUUGUGAUGCAUUGCAUACCAUAAAGUUUGUAUUUGUGAUGCAUUGCAUACCAUCAAGGUCGUAUCUGUGAUGCAUAUAUACCUUCAAGGUCAUAUCUGUGAUGCAUAUAUACCUUCAAGGUUGUAUCUGUGAUGCAUAUAUACCUUCAAGGUUGUAUCUGUGAUGCAUAUAUAUCAUCAAGGUCAUAUCUGUGAUGCAUAUAUACCUUCAAAGUUGUAUCUGUGAUGCAUAUAUACCAUCAAGGUCAUAUCUGUGAUGCAUUGCAUACCAUCAAGGUCAUAUCUGUGAUGCAUUGCAUACCAUCAAGGUCAUAUCUGUGUUGCAUAUAUACCUUCAAGGUUGUAUCUCUGAUGCAUAUAUACCAUCAAGGUCAUAUCUGUGUUGCAUAUAUACCUUCAAGGUUGUAUCUCUGAUGCAUAUAUACCAUCAAGGUCGUAUUUGUGAUGCAUUGCAUACCAUCAAGGUCAUAUCUGUGAUGCAUUGCAUACCAUCAAGGUCGUAUUUGUGAUGCAUUGCAUACCAUCAAGGUCAUAUCUGUGAUGCAUUGCAUACCAUCAAGGUCGUAUUUGUGAUGCAUAUAUACCAUCAAGGUCAUAUCUGUGAUGCAUUGCAUACCAUCAAGGUCGUAUUUGUGAUGUAUUGCAUACCAUCAAGGUUGUAUCUGUGAUGCAUAUAUACCAUCAAGGUCGUAUUUGUGAUGCAUUGCAUACCAUCAAGGUCGUAUCUGUGAUGUAUUGCAUACCAUCAAGGUUGUAUCUGUGAUGCAUAUAUACCAUCAAGGUCGUAUUUGUGAUGCAUUGCAUACCAUCAAGGUCGUAUCUGUGAUGCAUUGCAUACCGUCAAGGUCGUAUUUGUGAUGCAUUGCAUACCAUCAAGGUCGUAUUUGUGAUGCAUUGCAUACCAUCAAGGUCGUAUCUGUGAUGCAUAUAUACCAUCAAGGUCGUAUUUGUGAUGCAUUGCAUACCAUCAAGGUCGUAUUUGUGAUGCAUUGCAUACCAUCAAGGUCGUAUUUGUGAUGCAUAUAUACCAUCAAGGUCAUAUCUGUGAUGCAUUGCAUACCAUCAAGGUCGUAUUUGUGAUGUAUUGCAUACCAUCAAGGUUGUAUCUGUGAUGCAUAUAUACCAUCAAGGUCGUAUUUGUGAUGCAUUGCAUACCAUCAAGGUCGUAUCUGUGAUGUAUUGCAUACCAUCAAGGUUGUAUCUGUGAUGCAUAUAUACCAUCAAGGUCGUAUUUGUGAUGCAUUGCAUACCAUCAAGGUCGUAUCUGUGAUGCAUAUAUACCAUCAAGGUUGUUUCUGUGAUGCAUUGCAUACCAUCAAGGUCGUAUCUGUGAUGCAUUGCAUACCAUCAAGGUCAUAUCUGUGAUGCAUUGCAUACCAUCAAGGUUGUAUUUGUGAUGUAUUGCAUACCAUCAAGGUUGUAUCUGUGAUGCAUAUAUACCAUCAAGGUCGUAUUUGUGAUGCAUUGCAUACCAUCAAGGUCGUAUCUGUGAUGUAUUGCAUACCAUCAAGGUUGUAUCUGUGAUGCAUAUAUACCAUCAAGGUCGUAUUUGUGAUGCAUUGCAUACCAUCAAGGUCGUAUCUGUGAUGCAUAUAUACCAUCAAGGUUGUUUCUGUGAUGCAUUGCAUACCAUCAAGGUCGUAUCUGUGAUGCAUUGCAUACCAUCAAGGUCGUAUCUGUGAUGCAUAUGUACCAUCAAGGUCGUAUCUGUGAUGCAUUGCAUACCAUCAAGGUCGUAUUUGUGAUGUAUUGCAUACCAUCAAGGUUGUAUCUGUGAUGCAUUGCAUACCAUCAAGGUCGUAUUUGUGAUGCAUUGCAUACCAUCAAGGUCGUAUCUGUGAUGUAUUGCAUACCAUCAAGGUUGUAUCUGUGAUGCAUAUAUACCAUCAAGGUCGUAUUUGUGAUGCAUUGCAUACCAUCAAGGUCGUAUCUGUGAUGCAUAUAUACCAUCAAGGUUGUUUCUGUGAUGCAUUGCAUACCAUCAAGGUCGUAUCUGUGAUGCAUUGCAUACCAUCAAGGUCGUAUCUGUGAUGCAUAUGUACCAUCAAGGUCGUAUCUGUGAUGCAUUGCAUACCAUCAAGGUCGUAUUUGUGAUGUAUUGCAUACCAUCAAGGUUGUAUCUGUGAUGCAUUGCAUACCAUCAAGGUCGUAUCUGUGAUGCAUAUAUACCAUCAAGGUUGUAUCUGUGAUGCAUUGCAUACCGUAAAGGGUUGUAUCUGUGUGAUGAAAUGCAUACCAUCAAGGUCACAUCUGUGAUGCAUAUGUACCAUCAAGGUCAUAUCUGUGAUGCAUUGCAUACCGUCAAGGGUCGUAUCAUCAAAGUUCAUGUCUCUGUGAUGCAUUGCAUACCACCAUGUUCUUUCCCAUGUUAAAGUGCACACUAUAAAGUUUCCUCCCUAUUUUACACCUCACCAGACAUGUUGUCAUCUAUGCAUUUUGAUACUGGGCUACAAUGUAUGUAGAAACUGAGAUUUACCAAAGAGUUUUGAUUUAAAUGUCAUGAUUGAGAUUCAGUGCUAAGAUGAUACUGUAUGUCCUAGGGAUUUCCCUACUUUAAUGUUUGGAUAUCAAUCAAUAUUGAACAAACAACAUUCCAUAAAUGUUAAUUUUGCUAAAAUGUUUGUCUACCAGCGUGUAUGACAGCACAACAUAAUAUAUCCUGAUGUCCUCUAAGUACCAGAGAAUCCACGCCAUUACAUCCUGACAAUAAGUUAUGCUGCAUGAAAAUUUGCAAGAAUUCUUAGCACUAUCUGGAUUGUUAUUAACAGAAGUAUUUAUCCAUGCAUGGUCGUAAGUUCUAUAUAUACUCAAUAUUUCCAUGUAAACAUUUAUUUGCAGAAUAUGUAGUUGUAAAAAAUAGAAUUUGAGUGAUAGGCCGAUGUCACUUCAGAUAAAUACUAAUCUUCAUCGCUGGCAGUGACUACUGGUACCCUAGGAGUGCUGUAAUAGGCUUGAAGUACUCUUUGUUGUGAGAAGCAGGUGCCUGUUUCACAGUGUCCAUCAUCGGCCUGUGCCUUCAGUGUAUUGGAUGACAUCACUAAUACUUCACACACUGACAAUGGUUUAUGGAGUUUGAGAUUACAAAGAUGUCGGUGACAGGGAGUGUACUUUAUGACUUAUUUUUGGUCAGUCUCAUUUUACAGCCAUCAAUCGUGUUUGUUAUAACUGGAUCAUCAAGUGAAAAUAGUAUUGUUGUUGGUAAUAUUCGUCAAAUUUUCUAAGAAGUUUUCAAAUGAAUUAUCGACUUCUCAUGUGACAUUCUUUUCAUAAUCUCAGCCAAUCUCAGAGAGUCCCAGGCGGUUAUUUGUUGAAUGUUAUUUUCAAUGCAUGUUGCAUUUAGUAGAAGUCCUGAUUUUUAUUAUUAUUAUUGAACAAAGCUGAAAAAAAAGAGAGUUAGGAAUCAUGAAUAUUUUGGGGGAUAUAUUUUGUAGUGACAAAUGAGCACAUAAUUUCCUAAAAAUAUUCCCCAAAAUAUUCAUAAUCCCUCACCUUUUUUUGUUCAGUAUAUAAAUAUAUAUAUAUGUAUGAAUCAUGAAGAAAUUCUCUAGAAUUUGAAACUGCCAGAAUCUGUAUGAGCGUGAUGGUCAGUAUUGAUACUCCGCAUGUCAUGAACAUGCAUCUAACACAACAUAUAUUUAAUGCCCAAGAAGUUCAUGAGGUUUCAGUGUAUAAUAACAAUGGACAAUAAUCUGUUUCUGUCUGAAUACAUACAUUACCCACCGGCAGUCUUUUACGUGUGUUCACUUCAGAUUGAAGUACCAAACUAUAUUUGGUAUCUAUACUUAAGCUUGAUAAGGGACAGACAAUAUAUGAUUGCUCUGACACAAGUAAGGUCAUGCAUAGUCAGCUUUUCAUUAGUGCUUGACAGUUAUUACAAAGCAGUAUUGAUAAUGUUCAUAAUAGUUUGGCAAUAGUGUAAUUAACCCAUCUUCAGCAGUACACAGUUGUAACCACCCCACGUUUACAGAGCUUCGAGCUACUGACAUGGACAAUGUAUUAAAGGCUGUGACACCUUUUUCAUAAGAGGUCUGCCGUAAGAGGCAACUAUGCUUGUCGUAAAAGGCGACUAACGGGAUCGGGUGGUCAGGCUCGCUGACUUGGUUGAUGCAUGUCAUCGAUCCCAAUUGCGUAGAUCGAUGCUCAUGAUAUCAAUCACUGGAUUGUCUAGUCCAGACUCCAUUAUUUACAGACCGCCGUCAUAUAGCUGGAAUAUUGCUGAGUGCGGCGUUAAACAACAAACCAACCAACCAAACCAAUCAUAAGAGGUCAUUAUAAGCUCAACAUUUCCAGACCAAUGUAACAUGAGACAAAAUUUGUCAGCCAAGUUCCCUUCUUGUGUACUGUGUAAAAAAGUGAUGCCCAAGUGGGUUUCAGUUGACAAAUAUGGCAAACUGUACGAUAUAUGAUACGAUCAAAUCCUUUGUACAUGAUUUGUGACACCAUGAAGCCGGCACUAAGUUUGGGAUUACACAAAACAGAAAUUAAUCCAUUUUUUCAAGGACAUACAGGCUCAACAUUGUAGUUUUUGGCUUUAUAACCUAUCUAGUAACAUGAUAAAUUUGCUAUAGAUAUACCAUACAGUGACAUCACAAAGUCUGCUGACUGUUCAUAAGUGUUUAAGGUGCGCACAGUAAUAUUUGUAGGGGAAAAUGACUGCAGCUAACCCAAAUAGCAUCACCCUUGUUUGAUGGAGUUGUUGACUAAACAAAGCACCACCAGAGUGAAGUGGACCAACAUUUAAAAAUGUGCUGAAAAGACAUAUGCUAUUGCUUAUAUCCUGUGAAGUUAGGUAUAUUUUAGUUUUGUAUUUAGUUAUCUUUUCAUGGAUGCAUGUUACAUUUAGUCGUUGUACAUGACUGCAGAAGCAUUGAAAUGUUGAAGUCCUCAUGUCUGAUUUCAGCUGAGUACUGUACACAGUUUCUUCACAACUGUGUGGCGAGACGGACAGCUGAGGUGUCUGUGAUUUGUUGUAGGCAUAAUUGGCUUGAGAAGUGUACAAUAAUUUAGACUGAAGUCCUAAAAUGUAAUCUUGCCUUAAUCUUAUCUGUGAAAAUCAAAUGUUCUGAUUGUAGUUAGACAUUGCCUGCUGAGUACACCAAGUAGGAUCUGUGAUAUGGUUACACAUUACCGAUAUUUGUGAAGACGUUGCAGGAAACGAAUUUGGCAAACAUGUGAUGCAAUUAACUGCAUAAUUUGAGGAGUUGUAUUAUAAUGUCUAAGCUGUGAAUAAGUCACUAAGUACCGGUAUCAUCAUUUUCUGGUUAUUGUUGACAAAGGUGCACAGUCUGUACCAACAGCCAGCCAAGCUGUGUUAAUCAAACAUAAAAAAACAUACACAACCUUGUCAAAUACUUUAUUUGCAGUUUUUUGCAAAUUCAUUUUGAUACGCCACAGGUAACAAACUGGCUGAAAUAUUAAUCAUAUAUUUCAUACAAUAUCAUCUGAACCAUUAUAUUGUCACUCCAUGAACUCUUAUAUGUAUAUAUAUUGUCAUGGGAUUCAUUUCAUCAUUAACAUUAUGAUAAUUUUCUUGUGAGAAUUGUUCCCAAGCAUCACGCUUGAGUUGAUUUGCACAGAUCUUGAUCAAUUAAAUCAAAUUACUGAAUUUACUUAUAAAUGAUUUUUGAGUUGAUUCCUUAGGAAAUUAAUCAAAAAUUAUUUCCACAUACAAGGAUUGAGUCUUAUGGCAACAUAGACACCAGCAUUUUAUAUUUAUAAACAUACAUAUAUAUAUACAUAUCGCAUCUUGGAGUAACCUCAGACAUAUGCUCAUAUACUUAUUUGAACAAAGAAUAAAUUAUCAUGUGUC
Molecule: messenger RNA, 11622 nt
Organism: Haliotis rufescens (red abalone)
Lineage: Eukaryota; Metazoa; Mollusca; Gastropoda; Lepetellida; Haliotidae
Product: ankyrin repeat domain-containing protein 24-like
Exons: 23
Coding region: 209-3415 (1068 amino acids)
Molecular function (GO): protein binding
Source: RefSeq, a predicted model, not a curated record